AUGGUGGUGCUGCUACACGAUCUGUGUACAGCUCGAUCGACAAUCUUGUUCCUGGUGCAUUUCACAAACAUCAAGAGGGCAUCGGUGGAAUUAAAGAAGAGCAGCAAGGUCACGCGAGUGCUGGAGGUCAUCCUAUCCUUGAGGAGCCAAAUGGGUGGUCAGCAAGCCAGCAAACCCUUCAAACUGGAUAUGCUGACGCGUAUGUACAGCAGUACUGACAGUCGUGCUGCCAUGAUGCAGAAAGUGGUGCACACGGUGCAAGCCAACUUCCCAGAGUGCGCCAGCAUGAGCGACCAGCUACCGACCUUGUCGAAGGUCGCAAAGGUGUCAAGUAGAGACUUGCAAGAUGAGCUGACUGAACUGCGCCGAAUGCUGCAGGAGGUCUCAAGCAUCAUGGCCGACUUAAGUAACCUCAAGGUCAGCCCUCCAACUGGCGUCAUCGACAAGUUCCGUGACGUCAUGGGCCACUUCAUUGCUGAGGCAUCCGACUGUCUGCAGGCACUCUUCAGCCACCAGGCAUCAUGCAUGGACGACUUUCACUCCAUGGUGCGCUACUUUGGCGAAGACAUGAAGAAGGUCACCACUGAGCAGAUAUUCGGCAUCUUUGCUGAGUUCCUGAGCAGGCUCGAGCAAAACCGGAUUAACACCGCCUACGCCAAGCAGGAGAGCCGCAGGAGUCGGCGCCACCUGGUGAACAAUGGCGACGUGCCGCUGGGCGUCAGGGAGAGGUCGCUGAGCGUUCCCGCGAGGUCCCGUCACCGCUCGGAACCGGACUACUACCAUUCCGCGGAAUCCCAUUUUCACAUGGAACCGGAGGUCGAGCCCGCGGAGUUUGCGGCGCCCCCUAGGAGCGAGUUGUUCAGGAGUUCGUCGCUGCGGGGCGCGCAUCCGUAUCGUGCGCACAGUGCACAGGACGUGAGUGGCGUCAACCCCACGAGGUGGCCGUCGGAAUUCGCGCCACAGAUGAACGGCUGGGACAACUGCGAGCUGUGCAUACAGACAGCCGCUAAGCAACAAGCAGGACCUGCAUAUCGGGGUUCGUUCGAGUUGGUGGACGGUGGCCGGACUGAGGUUAAUCAGACCCAGUAUCCGCCGCCGCAUCAACAUUUCCAUCCUCUUCAGCAGUAUCCCCAGCCUCACUAUCCUCAGAGUUCGUAUCCUCAGUACAUGCAGCAGCAGCAGCAGCAGCAGCAGCAGCAGCAGCAGCAAUACCAGCCGUCCGUAACGCCGCUCAAUGCCAACCCUUCCAACCUAUCGCGGCUGCCGACCGGUGCGCACAUCCUUGACGCUGGCGCCCUCUACCGACAGAACCGCCAAUACGGUGGUGCCGCCGCAGUUCCGGGAAGUUUCAGUGGGAUGCUAGCUCAGGAUUACACCAACGAGGAAGCGGGCGCGUUUGCUAGCGAACGCGCUGCCACCACGCCGCCACCGCUGCAGCUUGCGCAGGCGCGCACGUUACAGGGAGCAUACCAGUCGCCCUACGACGAUCUGGGCCACGUAAAAACGCGCUACGAAGUUCCGUUGCAGGUCCCCAUUGAGCCGCAGGGAUUCGCGGACGCACCACCGGAAUAUCGAGGGGACGAGGAUCGAGCGGAGACGGUGUUCGAUCGGAUUGCGCGAAACCAGGAGCAGGCUCACCACGAGGACAGUCACCACCGUUUCCACGCCGGCGCGCCGGCUCCGCCUAUUCCCGAUCGUCGCGACGACCUGUUCUUGCGGCGCAUCAUUGGCCAGCACGACCCGCACUACUCACACACGACCGACGGCAUUCCAGCUACGAGAGUGUUCCCACCGUUCCGCGGUGGUGCGAUGCAGCGACCACCGCCUCCGCCACCGCUGCCGCCCGACGGCGGGGCAUUGCUCGAUCGCGGGCAGUCGAGCUUGACUGUGUGGGAGCAGAUGAAUCAGAACUUUCAGCUUAGGGAGACUAUCCGUCUGGAUGGGAAGGAGCCGCAUGCAGCAAUGCCGCUGAUCGGGUCUUUUGCAUCGGGGAAAAAGUCGCCGCCGAUGGGCAUCCUCAAACCUAAGAAGGCAUACAACGUCUCGAUUAUUCUGGGAAGUCUGCGCAUAUCCGUAAACCAGGUCGGCAAAGCAUUAUAUCAGAUGGAUGAGAAUGCUCUGGACCCCGACUUCCUGCGCCGCCUGGUGGCCUAUUUACCCGAUAAUUCUGAGUUGGAGAAAUACGACAGCCUGUCCGCACGGGAUAUCCCGAGACUGAACCAGGCUGACCAGUUUGUUUACGAGUUGACGCAGGUGCCCGGCUACGAGAGCCGCAUUCGUGCCCUUGUACUCAAGUACAUCUUCAUGGAGAAAGUUGAGGAGGUCAGACAGGGCAAGGAGCAUGCAGGCCUGGGCUGCAAUGAACUUGCAGACAAAGAAGCGAAACGGGCAGCCUUCGAGCCUGCAGAAAUGGAGUAUAUCUGA
This is a messenger RNA of Priapulus caudatus, 2424 nucleotides long. RefSeq lists its product as uncharacterized. The transcript is spliced from 11 exons. Lineage: Eukaryota; Metazoa; Priapulida; Priapulimorpha; Priapulimorphida; Priapulidae. The coding region runs from base 1 to 2424 and encodes 807 amino acids. The record is from RefSeq and is a predicted model, not a curated record.